Molecule: messenger RNA, 1262 nt
Organism: Chelmon rostratus (copperband butterflyfish)
Lineage: Eukaryota; Metazoa; Chordata; Actinopteri; Chaetodontiformes; Chaetodontidae
Product: NADH-cytochrome b5 reductase 2
Exons: 9
Coding region: 1-915 (304 amino acids)
Cellular component (GO): mitochondrion
Molecular function (GO): oxidoreductase activity; FAD binding
Source: RefSeq, a predicted model, not a curated record
AUGGAUCGCUCCUUGAUGAUCCCAUUGGUGGUGGCUGUUUCUGUGGUGGUAGUGACCGUGCUGUACUACCUGCAAAGUUCUGCAGGACAGAAGAAGAAGAAACAGCCCAUCACUCUGCAGGAUUCUACGGUCAAAUAUCCCCUUCCCCUUAUAAGCAAAAAGGAAAUCAGCCAUGACACAAAGAAGUUUCGGUUUGGCCUUCCAUCUGCAACUCAUGUCCUUGGACUGCCAAUAGGUCAGCAUGUGUACCUGUCAGCCAAGGUGAAGGGCAGUCUGGUGGUCAGAGCCUACACUCCAGUCUCCAGUGAUGAAGACCAGGGAUACGUUGACCUCGUGGUCAAGGUGUACUACAAGAACAGCCACCCGUCCUUCCCGGAGGGAGGGAAGAUGUCUCAGCACCUGGACGACAUGGCUAUUGGUGAUACCAUUGACUUCAGAGGACCCAAUGGACUGCUGGUGUAUGAAGGAAAUGGGCAGUUUUCCAUCCGACCAGACAAGAAGUCAGAGGCGAGGGCUCGAAAGUUCAGACACGUUGGAAUGAUCGCUGGUGGAACAGGUAUCACUCCCAUGCUGCAGCUAAUCCGCAGCAUCACAUCAGACCCCACUGACAACACCAAGUGCUCGCUUAUAUUUGCCAACCAGACUGAGAAAGAUAUCCUGCUGAGGGAGGAGCUGGAGGAGGCGAAGAAGAACCAUCCUGACAAAGUUAAAGUGUGGUUCACUCUGGACAAACCUCCACAAGAUUGGAGCUAUAGUUCAGGGUUUGUGACUUAUGACAUGAUCAAGGACCACCUCCCUGCUCCGUCCAGCGAUGUCCUCAUUGUCCUGUGCGGUCCUCCGCCGAUGAUCCAGUACGCCUGUCUGCCAAAUCUGGACAAGCUGGGACACAAAACAGAAAACAUUUUUGCAUAUUAGUGUUCUAAUUAACUACAAAACAGUUUUUUUUCUUCAAUCAGUCUAUCACUAAACCAACUCUAUUAACACUGUUUAUGUCAUACUGUCCAUAAAUUAUGCUUUUCAUUGAAGCAUGAUGAUUUUUGAUGAUUUUUUUAUGUCAGUGACAUGAGAACACCUACGGCAGACCUGUGCCGUACAAUGGGUUUGUAAUUGCCAUCAAAAUUACUCAGGGACGUCACUAUGGGAAUGUCUGGGGCCUCAGAUGUAGUCUUACAGUAAACAGUAUGUCAUCAGACCUGCUAUGUGUGAUUACAUUUUGUACAAGACAACAUUCAUUUUAAUCUCUUUUUUAGGCCAAAGUGUAC